AUGCUUGCAGACGCUAUGGAGGCGCAGAUCGCAGCUAUUUACCUUUCAAACAAACAACUCUUCACAGGGGCCCCCCAACGGGGCCCCCAGGGGGGCCCCCAGGGGGGCCCCCAGGGAGGCCCCCAGGGGGGCCCCCAGAGAGACCCCCAGGGAGGCCCCCAGGGGGGCCCCCAGGGCGGCCCCAAGGUUGGCCCCCAGGGAGGCCCCCAGGGGGGCCCCCAAGGAACCCCUGGGCCCCCAGAGGGGCCCCCAGUGGGGCCCCCAGUGGGGCCCCCAAGGUCUCCAAGGGGGCCUUCAAGAUCCCCUAGGGGGCCCCCCAUCAACAUACCCCAGGGCAGGACAGGCAUAGGUCAGGGGCCCCCUAUAGCAGCUGGGGGCCCCCUGGGUUCAUUCGGCGGUAUGAUUGCUGCUGCUGCGUUUAUAGAUAGAUUUGUGCUGAAGGGGGGGCCCCCCAAACCCGAAGAGGGGCCCGCAACGCAGUCGGAAGAGGGGGCCCCUGAGGCAGCAUUCUAUGAUGGGCCUCCUGCUGUUAAUGUCCUCGCGUCUGCUGCUGCUGUUUGUGCUGCUGUUUGUGCUGCUGCUUCCGGAGAGGGGGCCCCCCAAAGCCACCUGGAGGCUCAUACAAAUAAGGAGACAGGGGCCCUAGCAGCACUGCAGCUGACUUCGCUCCCGCUUGCUGCAGCAGCAGCAGAUGCCCCCCUGGUACCUGACCCUACAGUAAUCUCUUUCCUGCAGUUGCUGCUGCUAGAGGGCCCCUCCUCACAAGGGGCCCCUACUUGCUGUCUCUCUGGUGCUCCUUCAGAAGCACUGUCUCCUUUUUCCUUCGGAGUGCAGGGCCCCCCACUCCCUCCAGGCAAAGCAACUCAUGCUGCUGUCUCUGACAUGUGGCUGGCGCCUGCUAGGGGCCCCCACGGCCCCAGAAGCUCUCGGUACCCUGGGGGCCCUCUGAGCCCUGGGGACCCUGCGGGCCCUGGGGCCCCUGGGGGCCCUGGGGGCCCUGGAGGCCCUAGGGGCCCUGGGGGCCCUGGAGGCCCUGGGGGCCCUGGAAGCCGUUUAGCCCCUGGGUAUCCUAAGGGUCCUGUUGGCCUCGGGAUCCCUGAGGGCCUUGAGAAUCCAGGGGCCCCUGGGGCCCCUGGGGCCCCUGAUGGCAAUGAGGGCCCUAGAACCCCUGAGGCCCCUAGGGCCCCUGAUGGCCCUGGGGCCCCUGAGGCCCCUGAGGGCCCUGAGGCCCCUGAGGGCCCUGGGGCCCCUGAGGGCCCUGGGGCCCCUGAUGGCCCUGGGGCCCCUGGGGCCCCUAAGGGCAAUGAGGGGUAUGGGGUGUAUGGGGACCCCUGGUUGUGUGGGUUGAGGGGUGAUAAGGAAGAGGAGAAGGAGGAGAAGGAGACAGAAGAUGCUGCAGAUUUGUUUUGGAGACAGCGUAAAAUUAUAUCUGUUUUAAUAAGAAGAGCGAGGACAGCUCAGAGUGGCUUUACUGUCUCUUUACUGCAGCAAGAGAGGGUCCCUUAUCUGCAGCAAGAAGCAUAUUACUAUCAAACUCUUUUCUAG
Molecule: messenger RNA, 1545 nt
Organism: Eimeria acervulina
Lineage: Eukaryota; Apicomplexa; Conoidasida; Eucoccidiorida; Eimeriidae
Exons: 2
Coding region: 1-1545 (514 amino acids)
Source: RefSeq, a predicted model, not a curated record